Molecule: messenger RNA, 849 nt
Organism: Apus apus (common swift)
Lineage: Eukaryota; Metazoa; Chordata; Aves; Apodiformes; Apodidae
Product: protein B4
Exons: 5
Coding region: 1-849 (282 amino acids)
Biological process (GO): nucleosome assembly; chromosome condensation; negative regulation of DNA recombination
Cellular component (GO): nucleus; nucleosome
Molecular function (GO): nucleosomal DNA binding; double-stranded DNA binding
Source: RefSeq, a predicted model, not a curated record
AUGGAACCUCAGCUAGCUGCAGCAGCGGGCACAGCCCCGCUGCCAGGUCUGCUGGCCCGGGGCCGGCGCCGUCCGCACCCCCCCACCCUGCAAAUGGUCAUGGAGGCGCUGCGGGCCCAGGACCAGAGGAAGGGCUCCUCGGUCGUCGCCAUCAAGAGGUUCAUCCUGGCCAAGUACCCCACCGUGGACCCCGUCCGCCUCAAGUACCUGCUGAAGCAGGCGCUGAGCAAGGGGCUGAGCUGUGGGGACCUGGUGCGGCCCCACAACUCCUCUGCCAUGGGGGCCACUGGCCGCUUCAAGCUGGCACCUGAGAAGCUGCACCACAAGAAGCCACCGGGCCAGGUGGAUCCGGAUGGAAGACAGGCCCCGAGGCUGGGACAGAAAGGAGCCCCCAAGGUCCCCCAGGCCCCUGCGGUGGGAGCAGGGCAGCAAGGUGCUGCGAAGGGGAAGCAGGCAGCAGUGAAACCGAAGCCGAGGGCCAAGCCUGCGGAGCCCCAGCAGGCAGCAGCGAAGCCCAGGAGCCAUGGAGCAAAGACCCUGCCCGCAGCCAGCCGCCCCAGGGGCCCCGGCAAAAGGCGCCUGGGGCCCCCCGUGGAUCUGGCCGCCAAGGAUGCAGGAGAGGGCAAUGGUGACAGUGACAGCUCUGCAGGUGCUGCAGCCAAGGGACCCCGAAAGGUGCCUGCGGGAAAAAGCAAGGGGAAGGCACCCAACAGAGCACAACAGGAUGCCCCCAAGGUGAAGGGGGGUCAAGGCAAGGCAAGGAAGCCCCUGGCAGCCCCAGGAGCCAGCCAGGAGAAGGCAGGGCUGCGGAAGGCAGCCCCCACCCAGGGGGGCAAGAAGGGCCCGUAG